Molecule: messenger RNA, 2760 nt
Organism: Maniola jurtina (meadow brown)
Lineage: Eukaryota; Metazoa; Arthropoda; Insecta; Lepidoptera; Nymphalidae
Gene: Cht5
Product: endochitinase
Exons: 12
Coding region: 16-1782 (588 amino acids)
Biological process (GO): chitin catabolic process; carbohydrate metabolic process
Cellular component (GO): extracellular region
Molecular function (GO): chitin binding; chitinase activity
Source: RefSeq, a predicted model, not a curated record
UGUGUGAGAGAUCUAAUGAAAAGGAUUAAAUUUUACACACCCUUUAACCCCGGCGUCUGGAUGCGCUCGCGCAUAAAACCGUGGUGCAGUGCGAAGCGCGCGCAAACACACGCACGACGUCGGGCCGUCACAGCCGUCAGAAUGCGAUUGUUACUAUCCACGUUGGCCGUCCUGGUUGCAUUAACUUAUGUUGAAUCAACGGACAGCAGAGCGCGUAUAGUAUGCUACUUCAGCAAUUGGGCGGUGUACCGGCCGGGAGUGGGUCGAUACGGCAUCGAAGACAUACCUGUUGAUCUGUGCACUCACAUCAUCUACUCCUUCAUCGGCGUCACGGAGAAGAGCAGCGAAGUUCUAAUCAUUGAUCCUGAGUUGGAUGUGGACAAAAAUGGAUUCCGCAACUUUACGUCUUUGAAGGCGACGCAUCCUGACGUCAAGUUCAUGGUGGCUGUGGGUGGUUGGGCCGAAGGAGGCUCCAAAUACUCCCGCAUGGUGGCGCAGAAAUCCUCCAGGAUGGCCUUCGUGAGGAGCGUACUUGAUUUCAUGAACAAGUACGACUUUGACGGUCUGGACUUGGACUGGGAGUACCCUGGUGCAGCGGACCGGGGUGGCUCCUUCUCUGACAAGGACCGGUUCCUCUACUUUGUUCAAGAGUUGAAGAGAGCAUUCGUCAGGGAGGGCAAGGGUAAAGAGUUGACAGCCGCUGUGCCGCUGGCUAACUUCAGGCUGAUGGAGGGCUACCACGUUCCUGAACUUUGUCAAGAACUUGACGCCAUCCAUGUGAUGUCCUACGAUCUGCGUGGAAACUGGGCCGGAUUCGCUGACGUGCACUCUCCCCUUUACAAGCGUCCACAUGACCAGUGGGCCUAUGAAAAACUCAAUGUGAACGAUGGUCUGAACUUAUGGGAGGAAAAAGGAUGUCCCUCUAACAAACUCGUCGUUGGCAUUCCUUUCUACGGUCGUUCCUUUACCCUCUCUGCUGGCAACAACAACUAUGGACUUGGAACAUACAUCAACAAGGAGGCUGGCGGUGGAGACCCUGCGCCUUACACUAACGCUACAGGAUUCUGGUCUUACUAUGAGAUUUGUACCGAGGUAGACAACCCGAAAUCGGGUUGGACCAAGAAGUGGGACGACUACGGCAAAUGCCCCUAUGCUUACAAAGGCACCCAGUGGGUGGGCUACGAAGACAAGAAGAGUGUUGAGAUCAAAAUGAACUGGAUCAAACAGAAGGGUUACCUCGGAGCCAUGACCUGGGCUAUUGAUAUGGACGACUUCAGAGGUCUCUGUGGAGAAACCAAUCCAUUGGCGAACCUGUUGUAUAAACACAUGAGCUCUUAUUCAGUGCCACCUCCCCGAACUGAAAACGCUACGCCUACUCCUGAUUGGGCAAAGCCACCUUCAACGCCGUCUGAUCCAUCUGAGGGCGCACCGAUACCUACCACCACGACUCAGGCACCUGCCACCCAGGCCACUACUUCCAAGAAACCUACCACUCAACGACCUACCACGCAAAAACCUACCACACAGACUCCUGCUCCAGAUGAGAGCCCUGAAUCUCCAGAGGAGGUCGACCAGGCACCAGCGGAAAACGAAGUGGACAUCCCGGAAGUUUGCAAAAAUUCGGAUGAUUACAUUCCAGACAGAAAGAACUGUGAUAAGUACUGGCGUUGCGUGAACGGCGAAGGCAUGCAGUUCAAGUGCCAGCCCGGUACAGUCUUCAAUAUUCAACUGAAUGUUUGCGAUUGGCCGGACAGCGCAAAUCGGGCUGAGUGUCGCUCAUAGAAACUGCAAAGAAUUUUUAUUCAAAAGUGCAUACAUAGGAUGUCUACAUAAUAUAGGUUUCCGGCCAGAAUAAUUAUUCUAUUUAUUUAUUUCAAUGCGUGAAAGAAUUUCCAGAAUCAGAUUAUUAGUUCCCAAGAUUACCCUCUACGUUAAACUAACAACCUCUUUAUAAUGCAUAGAUAAGUCUAGGAGCGUGGAGUGGGCAACCCGCUUUUCAAAGAUGCAAUAGGUAUUACUUGCCUAAAGAUAGACCAUAAUUUCGCAGAUAGCAUGUGAAAAACCUCGUGGAAAGCCAUGCUAUCUUACUGAAAGUAUCCUGUGAAAAAUCACUAAGCAAAACCUCACAGUUUAAAAAUACUACCUCAUAGUUCAAUCAGCAUUUUACAAAAACUUUGUACCUAUAAAUACAAACCAAUGUAUGCACUUUUAAUUAAAUCGGUUCAAAUUGUAGGUUAUUUUCUGCGUGCAUUUUUUGUUUUAUUUAAUUAUUGUAAAUAGUAUUAAGAAUGAAGUCUAAAACAGUUUCGAUCAUGUAACAAUUAGGUACUGUUAUACGAACUUAAUUAACUAAAAUUAUAUAUUUUUUUGAAGCAUGAUUAAAAUUGUUUUACACGGACCAAUAAAUUUAAGAAUAUUUAAGAAAAAUCUGACAAUUUGAGGUCAAAGAAUAUAAAAAACACUGCCCUUAUGUUAUAAAAACGAUUAAUCUGAAUGAUUUGUAAAAAUGCUCAAUUCUACUCCAUUUCUGCAAUGUAAUUUGCUCAUCAUUUAUUUGUAAGGAAAAAUGCAAGACGGAAUGUUUCCGACGCGUUAAAAAUAAAAAAAAUGUAAACGUUUUUAUAGACAGGCAAGUCUAGGCAAUUAUCUGGCGCUGCCAGUCACUAAGUAGGUUUAGCGCUCUUCGGAAAUAGACCGUCUUUUUUAAGUUAAUUUAUUUAUUUCGCUGAUUGAAGCUAAUAAAGUAGUUUUAAUAAUUUU